AAAAAGAGUGCGGCAUGCCGGACAGAGCUCACUGCGGGCCACCGAAGGGGUGUGUGUGUCUGGUAAAAACAGGAUCUUCAUCAUGUCUGCUGUCCAUCGUCUUGUGAUCGUCCGUCAUGGAGAGAGUGCGUGGAACCAGGAGAACCGCUUCUGUGGCUGGUUCGACGCCGACCUGAGCGAGAAGGGAAUGGAGGAGGCCAAGCGAGGAGCCCAGGCCAUCAAGGAGGCUGGCCUCAAGUUCGACGUGUGCUACACCUCGGUGCUGAAGCGAGCCAUCAAGACCCUGUGGACCAUCAUGGAGGGCACGGACCAGAUGUGGCUGCCCGUGAUUCGCACGUGGCGCCUGAACGAGCGCCACUACGGCGGCCUCACCGGACUCAACAAGGCAGAGACGGCCGAGAAGCACGGCGAGGAGCAGGUGAAGAUCUGGCGUCGAUCCUUUGACAUCCCGCCUCCACCCAUGGACAAGGACCACCCCUAUCACCAGAUCAUCAGUGAGUCUCGGCGCUACAAGGACCUGAAGCCCGGGGAGUUGCCCACUUGUGAGUCCCUGAAAGACACCAUCGCCCGCGCCCUGCCCUUCUGGAACGAUAUCAUCGCCCCCCAAAUCAAAGCUGGGAAAAACGUCAUCAUCGCCGCUCAUGGCAACAGCCUCCGUGGCAUCGUCAAGCACUUAGAGGGAAUGUCUGACGCAGCCAUCAUGGAGCUGAAUCUUCCCACCGGAAUCCCAAUCGUGUACGAGCUGGAUGCAGACCUGAAGCCGGUGAAGCCCAUGUCUUUCCUGGGUGAUGAAGAAACCGUGAAGAAGGCCAUGGAGGCAGUGGCUGCUCAGGGAAAGGUCAAGAAGUAAGCUUCGUCUGAAGCUAAAGAAACCCCCCAAAAAAGGGACUUUUCUUCUGUCUCAAACUCCUUUUCCUCUUAUCUCAGUUUUCAUUCCAACUUUGGGAAAUGUUUCAUUGUUUUAGUUUUGUUGACAAAAAAAUAAAAGCCCCAUCAAUCCAGCCAGACACUUCAAAUUUUUGAUGAAACCGUAUAAAUUGAAGCUUUGGAAAAACUAAUAAAAAAGUGAUUUGUUUUUA
Molecule: messenger RNA, 1079 nt
Organism: Oryzias melastigma (Indian medaka)
Lineage: Eukaryota; Metazoa; Chordata; Actinopteri; Beloniformes; Adrianichthyidae
Gene: pgam2
Product: phosphoglycerate mutase 2 (muscle)
Exons: 3
Coding region: 83-850 (255 amino acids)
Biological process (GO): glycolytic process
Molecular function (GO): intramolecular phosphotransferase activity
Source: RefSeq, a predicted model, not a curated record